CGAAAAUUAACCUAACUCUCCUAGAUUUUCUGUUGCCUCCCCUCUCUCUACAGUGGGCAGUGAACCCUCUUCUUCCGCACUCGACCUUCAAUCCUUCCUACAAUGCAACAGGCGGGAUCAUCGGCGUCGGAGACUGAGGUGACGUGGGAAGAUCAGCAGAACAUCAAUAAGUUUGGUAGAUUGAACAACCGCCUUCACGAAGUAGAAGAUGAAAUCAAGAUUGCUAAGGAAACAAACGAAAGCCUCGAGGAUGCAAGCAACGAGCUGAUCCUCACAGAUGAAGAGGUCGUUCGGUUCCAAAUAGGCGAGGUUUUUGCUCACGUGCCGAAGGAGGAAGUUGAAAGCAGGAUCGAGGAGAUGACCGAGAAGACGAGCAAGAACUUGGUAAAACUCGAGGAGGAGAAAGAAUCAAUAGUUGCUCAGAUGGCCGCGUUGAAGAAAAUCUUGUACGGAAAAUUCAAGGAUUCGAUCAAUCUCGAGGAGGAUUAGAUCAAGCUGCUCGAACCUGCAGUUAUGAUUUGUCUUUGGAUUUGUUGCCAGAUGCAUCAAAACUAUUUAGCUGGUGUUGUUAAUUUAACAGUCUCAAAAUCGCCUUUACGCAUUUGUUUUUUCGAAUUUUGCAUCACAUUUUUUAUAUGUCUUUCAUGAUCUAAUGCUUUGAGUGAAGAAUUGAUGUACCUUUCUAAGGGGUUUAUUGCAAA
Molecule: messenger RNA, 701 nt
Organism: Salvia miltiorrhiza (redroot sage)
Lineage: Eukaryota; Viridiplantae; Streptophyta; Magnoliopsida; Lamiales; Lamiaceae
Product: prefoldin subunit 4
Exons: 4
Coding region: 103-489 (128 amino acids)
Biological process (GO): protein folding
Cellular component (GO): cytoplasm; prefoldin complex
Source: RefSeq, a predicted model, not a curated record